GUUGUUUGUAUUUGUGGCGUUUGAGAUUGCUGCACUGUCAACAAACACGGCAUCUGAGGAUGCAACUGCAUCACGAAAUAAUCUACGUCUUUUUCCGUUUGGUAGUGCAUCUGGGAGCAAUUGAUUGCUAUGUUGCAAGGAUGCCGAAUGGGCCGUGGCGAUUCCGGCAAAGCCAUCCCGAAUCUCCUGUAUUACCGGUGGGACCAAGCUAGCCUUCAUGGCAUCAACAGCAGCUGUGAGGGCUGCCUGAAACCCAACCUGCAUACCCAUGCCCUUGAUCGCCUUGCUACGCGGAUUCCCGAUGGCGUUAGUACACCCAAUGCAACUCCAGUGCAGGGAGGCCAUCCGUUUCACUUCGUCGAUGACCGAUACAGGCACCUUAGUGCACGCCAGAUGAUGCCACUGCAGAUGAACGUCGAAGGAGCCACAAAUAAAAUCCAAAUAUAUCGCGAACACGGUGGUUCUCGUCAGGAACACGAUGGCAGGGUCAGGAGACUACACUUAUGGACACACUAAAACUGGUGUUGAUUAUAGCAAAACCAGAUUACACCAAUAAAACAGCGGAUAAAUGCGGAGCGAUAGCAGUAGUCACGCUAUGUUGACAACUGUCAAAGA
Messenger RNA from Anopheles gambiae (African malaria mosquito), 615 nucleotides. RefSeq lists its product as uncharacterized. NCBI's taxonomy places the organism in Eukaryota, Metazoa, Arthropoda, Insecta, Diptera, Culicidae. The record is from RefSeq and is a predicted model, not a curated record. The transcript has 2 exons. The coding region runs from base 130 to 516 and encodes 128 amino acids.